GCAAGUGCCUCAGUUGCAUCCACAAUUGAUUUAAUUGCCGCGUCUUUCUGAAUAUUCACACUACAUCGUUUCUAACUCUCUCACCAGUAUCUGAUGUGGCGUAACAUGAUUGGUUAAUCAUCCAAGUUUAGAAGAAAUGGAACUGAAAACGAAAACAGCCUCGCAGAGUGAACCCUAAGACCAAAAUUGGGUAUUUAGGGUUUCUUUUUGUCUUCUUCGUUUCUUACAUUCCUCAGUAGUUCUCUCGAACAUGGAAUCCGAAGGGCAAAAGGGUACGGUGAACCCGUCCGCAAUGUUAGCUUCUCUUCUUAGUAGGAGAGCCAAGCUUCACGAGGAGCUUCGAAACAUUGAGAAGCAGGUUUAUGACAUGGAGACAAGUUAUUUACAGGACCCUGGACAGUGUGGGAAUGUAUUAAAAGGAUUUGAAGGUUUCUUAUCGUCAUCGAAGAACACUGCACUCUUGAAAAGGUCUAGAAAGUUUCAGCCUGAAGAUAGACUCUUUUCAUUAUCUUCAGUAACCUCACCAGCGGCAGAAGAGCUUGCCGCUGGGCGAGAUGAUGGUAGAUCAGACUAUGGUCCUGGUCGUUCAAAAGGUGGAGGAAUUUAUGCUAAUGGACAGGGAAAACCAAAGAAAGGUAGAGGUGGGUCAAGAGAUGCAAAGAGAGCAAGGGCUUCUAGUGAACAUGAUUUUGAUUAUGAAGAUGAUCCUGACCUGACCUUGUGAUUGGAAGUUCUGCUUCCGUACCGAAUAGAUUGGCACUUGUUGCUUUCCAGUUCCUCUCAUUGAAUGUAUAUAUUCAUCUAGUCCUAAUACUUGUGAAUUUUGCACAUUUGGGUGAACAAAUGCCACAUGCUCUCAGCCUUAGUGGAAGGCAUGGGUGACCUGCUGUGUUGCAAUUCAGCGAGGAUACAGCAAAAUUUUUCUUUGCACAAGUUUUUACUGGCUAGUGAAGAUUUGUUAGCGUUGUAGUAAUGCUGUACAGAACAAGAAAAUAAAGUUAACUAAUUUGAAUUCUGUUGCCUGUAAAUUGAUUCUUUCUACUGUCUUUUGAGGUUUUGGCACGCUAUGACGGCAUAGUGGAGUGGCCAUUUGAACAUUGUAUCUUUGCAGUUUAAUGUUGCCGCUGCAACAGUGGCAUUGAUUGCAGCUGGAGAUAUAUGAAUUUGCGCAUGUGAACAUUUGAAAACUUUCAA
Vigna unguiculata (cowpea) is the source of this 1194-nucleotide messenger RNA. Its product is annotated as histone acetyltransferase subunit NuA4-domain protein. NCBI's taxonomy places the organism in Eukaryota, Viridiplantae, Streptophyta, Magnoliopsida, Fabales, Fabaceae. Gene Ontology annotation, cellular component: histone acetyltransferase complex. The record is from RefSeq and is a predicted model, not a curated record.